AUGGAUUCCAUGUGGUCGAGGCCCACUGACCCAAAUCGGGAUGCGGAGUUUAGGGAGUCGUAUUCUGGGUCCCCUCGACACUCGGCCAGUCCGGGCCGGAACCAAUGGCUCGCUGUCUCCAAAGGGACAAAUGGCCGGCUGGCUCUUAGCCCGAUGCAACCAUGUGGCGUGCCGCCAGACGGAACAGGCCGCAUGGACCUGUAA
This is a messenger RNA of Penicillium lagena, 204 nucleotides long. RefSeq lists its product as uncharacterized. The coding region runs from base 1 to 204 and encodes 67 amino acids. NCBI's taxonomy places the organism in Eukaryota, Fungi, Ascomycota, Eurotiomycetes, Eurotiales, Aspergillaceae. The record is from RefSeq and is a predicted model, not a curated record. The transcript has 2 exons.